CAACGACAUACAAUGGCCAAGGACAAGAAACAAGAACCGGUUGAAAAGACCAAGGAUUUAGAAGUUGAAGAGAUUAGUUAUGAGACAAGACUCAAGGCUGUUAAUGCCAUAGCUCAUCCUUUGGCAUCCAAGAAACUCAACAAAAAAGUGCUCAAAGUUGUCAAGAAAGCUGUCAAGGCCAAGAACGUUAGACGUGGUGUCAAGGAAGUCGUAAAGAGUCUAAGAAAGGGCAUUAAAGGAGUUGUUGUUAUUGCAGGAGAUAUUUCACCCAUUGACGUGAUCACGCACAUCCCUGUUCUUUGCGAAGAUUCCAAUGUGCCAUACAUUUAUGUUCCAUCCAAAGAAGAUCUCGGUUCUGCUGGAUCAACAAAACGACCCACUAGUUGUGUCAUGAUUGUUCCUAAACCUGGUGCAGAUUUCAAGGAAACUUAUGAUGAAGUCAUGUCAGAAAUUUCUGAUCUCAGCAAAAAAAUGCUCUCCAGUGCGUAGAGAAUCAAUCCAUUUACUUGAAACACAACCUUACAUUUUCCGCCUUGUCAAAUGAAAUAGUCUACACUGCCAUGUU
Molecule: messenger RNA, 565 nt
Organism: Batrachochytrium dendrobatidis JAM81
Lineage: Eukaryota; Fungi; Chytridiomycota; Chytridiomycetes; Rhizophydiales
Product: snoRNA-binding protein NHP2
Exons: 3
Coding region: 13-489 (158 amino acids)
Biological process (GO): ribosome biogenesis; maturation of LSU-rRNA; rRNA pseudouridine synthesis
Cellular component (GO): box H/ACA snoRNP complex; cytosolic large ribosomal subunit; nucleolus
Molecular function (GO): box H/ACA snoRNA binding
Source: RefSeq, a predicted model, not a curated record